This is a messenger RNA of Xyrauchen texanus (razorback sucker), 9670 nucleotides long. RefSeq names its product histone acetyltransferase KAT6A-like. NCBI's taxonomy places the organism in Eukaryota, Metazoa, Chordata, Actinopteri, Cypriniformes, Catostomidae. The record is from RefSeq and is a predicted model, not a curated record. Gene Ontology annotation, cellular component: nucleosome; MOZ/MORF histone acetyltransferase complex. Gene Ontology annotation, molecular function: DNA binding; histone acetyltransferase activity. Gene Ontology annotation, biological process: regulation of DNA-templated transcription; nucleosome assembly.
UUCAAAGAUGGCGUCAGCUGUGGAGCAAUUGGUCUCUGGCUGCAUUUGUCGGGCUUGUUGUUGUCUGUGUUUCGACCGCGUUCUGGCACAUUUUCCUCGGCCACUCGACCCGAGAUUUCGGUUGCAAGUCCUUUUAAAGAAUAUUUAGUGGAUGUUCAGCCUGGAAUGAGGGAUCUGUUCUGGACCACCCAUUCCGGCAGAGUUUGGACAAGUUGUGACGAAGGCCAUCAAGGAAGGACUGGACUAUUGAACGAUAUUCUUACACUUGAAGCUUUUAUUUCCCCAAUGGGAGAAAUCAACAUCCAUCUGCUUGAGUCCCAUAAUUCUUCACAAAGAUGCACUAUCAAAACACAAAACACUAAGCUCCAGAACUAAGGAUUCUACCUGUCUGACUGUUUUUGAGACGUGCAGAAAACAAGACGCCAAAGGGUCUUUUCAGCUGGCCUAAAGGGAAAAAGUGUCUUGCAAUUUUGUUUUCUCUUGGAGUAAGUGCUGUGUCUGCCUGUUGCAUAGCUGCCCUCUUUGCUUAGGUGUGGCCACCCUUCACAUAGAAGGGUCACUGGAAUAGUGGGAUCUGUUUUAGGUUGGGGGGGGGGGGGUUAAGGAGCCUAUGCUAUGGUGAUCAGCUCCCUCUCUAACAGCUUCUGCUUAGGCACAGAGAGACUUUCUGCAUCACCCCGGGACAAAGGAUAGCCUCCUAGACGAAAAACAAGGAGGAGGUGGUGGAGGACAAGGCAGCGCCAGGGCAGAGGCCACUGGGUGCUUCCUAACGGUUGUAAAAGUGCGUUGGGCUCCUGCCCAACGGUAGUGCAGCAGCCAUGGUGAAGCUGGCUAACCCGUUGUACACCACUUGGAUCUUGGAAGCCAUCAAAAAGGUGAAAAAACAAAAGCAGCGGCCGUCUGAAGAGCGCAUCUGUAAUGCUGUGUCAAUAUCCCAUGGGCUUGACCGCAAGACAGUCCUGGAGCACCUUGAGCUCAGUGUUAAAGAUGGCUCUGUACUCAAGGUGUCCAACAAGGGCCUCAACUCUUAUAAGGACCCUGAUAAUCCUGGACGUUUAGCGCUCCCAAAGCCCAGGGCAGCAGGAGGUGGAGGGAGUUCUUGCACCUCUAGCUCCACCAAAAAACCUGGUUUAGACUGGAACAAGCUAAUCAAGCGCUCUCUGGAGGGGCUUCACGAACCAGGUGGAUCUUCUUUGAAGAGCAUUGAACGCUUUCUGAAAUGCCAGGCUGAUGUUGCGGGUUUUUGUCUGAGUGGCUCUAUGGCGCCAGGCCUUUUCCACCAGCAGCUCCGGCUGGCCCUGAAGCGGGCUGUUGCUCACGGGCGGAUUGUAAAGCAAGGCCCGCUCUUCCAGUUUGUAAGCAGGAGUUCUCAUAAUGACAGGACAGGGUGUGUAUCUCUGGAUUCUCUGCCACCAGUGCGUCUGCUGCCCCACGAACAGGAUCGGCCUGUGGCAGAGCCCAUACCCAUCUGUAGUUUCUGUCUGGGGACCAAGGAACAGAACCGUGACAAGAUGCCAGAAGAGCUCAUCUCCUGUGCAGACUGUGGAAACAGCGGUCACCCGUCUUGUCUGAAGUUCUCUCCAGAGCUCACGGCACGGGUUAAAGCUCUGUGGUGGCAGUGUAUCGAGUGCAAGACCUGCAGUAGCUGCCAGGAUCAAGGAAAAAAUGCUGACAACAUGUUGUUUUGUGACUCCUGUGACCGAGGUUUCCACAUGGAGUGUUGUGACCCUCCACUCAUGCGAAUGCCGAAAGGCAUGUGGAUUUGUCAGAUCUGUCGGCCGAGAAAAAAGGGAAAAAAGCUCUUGCGUGAAAAAGCUGCACAAAUCAAACGGAGAUACAAUGCACCACUGGGACGGCCGAAGGGCAGACCGGGCCGCCCAUUUAAGAAGCUUAGAGGUGGUGGCCGCGGCAGGAGAAGACGAGGUGCUGGAGGCUUGGACCAGUGCUCACAAGGCUCCUCCUCCCCACACUCUUCCUCGAGCUCAUCAUGUGAAGGCUACCCCGGUGACGAUCGCAUGCUGUUCUCUCUCCGCGAAGAAGAUUCCGAGCAGGGUGGCUUGCGCUUCAACAAAAAGACAAAGGGCCUAAUUGAUGCCCUGAGCAAGUUUUUUACACCGUCCCCAGAUGGGCGCAAAGCGCGCACUGAAAUGGUGGACUAUUCCCAGCAAUACCGCAUCCGCAAGAAGAACAACCGCAAAGGUGAACAGGAUGACAGGACAGGAGACAAUCAGGAGUCUAGUGAUAACUGGCGGGAGGACGAAGAUAAGCUGCCAGGACACGAGAACCUAACUGAGAAGGACGUGGAGCUCUUCAGCCAUAUUCAGGAUCUGGCACUACAGAAAGUCGGUGUGACUGGGCCACCUGACCCCCAUAUGCGCUGCCCAUCAGUCAUUGAGUUUGGGAAGUACGAAAUUCAGACGUGGUACUCUUCACCAUACCCACAGGAGUACAGCAGGCUCCCUAAACUCUACCUGUGUGAGUUCUGUCUGCGCUACAUGAAGAGCCGCAGCAUUCUCUACCAGCACAUGCGAAAGUGCAACUGGUUCCACCCACCUGCCAACGAGAUCUACAGGAAGGACGAUGUGUCUGUGUUUGAGGUGGAUGGAAAUGUCAGCACAAUAUACUGUCAGAAUUUGUGCCUGCUGGCCAAGCUCUUCCUGGACCAUAAGACACUAUACUACGAUGUGGAGCCCUUUCUUUUCUAUGUGCUCACACAGAAUGACGAUAAAGGUUGCCAUCUCGUUGGAUACUUUUCAAAGGAGAAGCAUUGUCAACAGAAGUACAACGUAUCAUGCAUCAUGAUUCUUCCACAAUAUCAGCGCAAGGGCUAUGGGCGAUUCCUCAUUGACUUCAGUUAUUUGCUGUCCAAGAGGGAAGGCCAGCCGGGCUCACCGGAGAAGCCUUUGUCAGACUUGGGCCGGCUGUCCUACGUGGCAUACUGGCGAAGUGUAGUGCUGGAGUGCCUGCAUGAGAUCAGAGACAGACAGCUUACCAUCCGCAGACUCAGCAAAGUCACUGGAAUUUGUCCUCAAGAUAUCACAGCCACCCUGCUUAAUCUCAACAUGCUGGAACAGAGGGGAGACCAGGUGGUUGUUCUGCGAAGAGAGAAACUGGUGGGCACUCACAUGGCCCGACUAAAGGCCAAACCUCGUCUACUUGAAGUUGAACCAGACUGCUUGCGCUGGACUCCUGUUAUCGUCAGCAACACAGUGGUAUCUGAGGGAGAAGGGGAUAACGAUGAGGAAGGAGAGGGUGAAACUAACAAAGUUAUUAAACACAGCCAAAAGCCUCACUCUCCACUCUCUUGGCAUGUGCCAGGAGAACGGGAAAAGGAGGAAGAGAAAAAAAGCUUCCCUACAUUCCCCAAGAGCCAAAGAUCUCCUCCACCCUCUUCUGUUUGCAACAGUGUACUCAGUCCUGAACGGCCUUCCCUUUUUCUUCCGACUAAUGGGGAACGUAGGGGACCUGGACGCCCUCCCAAAAACUGGUUAUGGGGCAAAGUGAAGGAUGCACCACGCCCAGGGCCUGGACGGCCUCGCAAAGUAAGGCCGCCAGAGGAUGAAGAUGAAGAUGAGGAGGAGGAGGAGGAGGAAGAGGAUAUAACUGACAUUAAUAAGGUCACAAGAUCAUCACCAACCCUGGCCUUAGAAAAUGAGUCUGACUCCACAUCAACCUGUCCUUUGGAGGAUCCCAGACAUCCUGCAGUUGCUCUCCCACGCAGCAGAGGGCGGCCUCCACAGAAGCGUGGCCCAAAACGCAGGCUCAGUGAUGGUCCUGAAGAUGGCCCACCAUCGUUGCUACACACCACAAGGCUGAGUGAACCCGCUCCAGUCCGACAAGCCUUUUUCAAUGAGAGCAGUGAAGAUGAGGAUGAUGAGGAAGAGUCAAGGACUCGUUCGCCACCUGUCCUCUCAAAGCCCACAUUAGGGCUUAAAUGCAAGAAGCCCUUACGAAAGCGGCGUGCUCGUCAGCGCAGCCACCCCCACAGCAGUGUAGUGACAGAGACCAUCUCGGAAACCACAGAGGUUCUGGAUGAGCCAUUUGUGGAUUCAGAUUCUGAGAGGCCCAUGCCCAGACUAGAAGAGGAAACUCCAUUUGGCAACCCUCUCCGACGCUACACAGCUGCCCGCAAACACAUGGGACCUGCCCCCAAGGGCAUCAGCAGAAGCAAUCUGACUGAAUCGGAGGAUGAUGAUCCCACUCCUGUGCUGAAGCCAGUUGCAGGCCUGAGAAGGCCUGAACCUUCAGAAACCACAACAACUGAGGUUCCUGAGGUCCCAGUAAAAAAGAAGAAAGGCUGGCCUAAGGGCAAGAGUCGCAAGCCAUUGCACUGGAAGAAACGUCCAGGGAGGAAGCCUGGUAGUGGAGUCAGUCAGACAGUUGACUCCAGUUUUGCAGUUCCAUCUGUAGAGGACCCACCGCCACCAAAGAUCAAGUUGAAACCUGGCAGGAAACCUCGCAGCUAUUACCUGCAGCGGGCCCAAGAGGAGGCAGCCAGACAGGAGUUUGAGCGGAACCAGCUCUCUCAGCAUCAAUUAGAUAAUUCAACACCGGAGGACAGGGCCUGUAAGAAAACAGCCAAAGCCUUAACAGUUGAUCUCAAUCCUGAGAAGCAGAAAGACUCAGAUGAAGAAGAAGAUGAAGAAGAAGAAGAAGAGGAUUUCCUUCAGAGCUUUAGACAACCAUCCAAACCCAAAAGACGAGGCCGACCCCCAAAAAAUGCCACCCUCCCUUCCCCUGUACCAAAACCACCUCCUGUGUCUGAACCAGAUGAGGAAGACGAGGAAGACAGACCAUGGUUAGUGGAGAAGACUUGCCGUCCACCACCUUGUACCAUUUCACAGUCUUCCAGCACCAAGGUCCCUCAGCCAAGAGCUAACACAGACAUGGCAGAUGCAGAAGAGGAUGAAGAGCAUGAUGAUGAAGAUUGUGAUAACAGGGUUAGUCGGAGAACAGCAAUGACACCAGGCUCAGGAAGCCGGCGUAGUGAUGAUCAUGAUGCAGAUGAUGAAGGUGAUGGUUGUAUGGAAGAGAAAAGUGACAGUGGCAGCAGCAGUAAGAGGAGGAAAGGUCAAGACUUUGAGGAUGACGAAGAAGAGGAACCAUCUUCGCCAGCUCACUCUCCACCUGUGAAAGAAGAACCACAAAGCAGUGAAAGUUUUGUAGACAUGCAGGGGAACAUGGCCCAUGACUAUGUCAGCAAACAGGAGGAGGGGGAGGAAGAGGAUGUGGAAGAAGUGGAAGAGGUUAAGACUAGGCCCCUUGAUAGUCAGGAUGAACGGAGACGACGAGAACAGGAGGAGUCUGCAGCAGCUGCAGCAGCUGUAGAGACUGUAACCACAAUCACAGCUCCCUCUGAACCACUGGACUUGCAGCCUCUAAAUGUUGAGGAAAAGGCUGUGCUCUUGAUAGACACAGAGCACUCAAACCAGCACCCCAAUUUUAAAGAUGACCUAAGCCACCACCAACACACGCAUCACCACAGUAGUGAGCUGGAUCUGGAAACUGUGCAGGCCGUUCAGUCACUUACGCAAGGCGAAGCGCAGGAGGAGGAGUCAGAGUCCCAUGGAGCCUACCAGGACUGUGAGGAGACACUGGCAGCCUGCCGCACUCUCCAGAGCUACAGUCACGGUGAGGGAGAGGAGGAAACAUUAGCCUUAGUGGAGGACUGUGGAGCUUCCCAGCACAGUCCCAUGCCCAACGCAGCAAUACCCACAUUACCGAACCAGUCUGUGCGUUCAGUCAACAGCCCUGGAAUGACUCCUGGUCCUAUGGAGACCGGACCAGGAGUGUCUGGUCCCACAGGAACUGGAGGGGGAACAGGUGGAGGGUAUACCCAAAUAACCCCGGAGCACCCCAGCUCUCUAUCAGCUCCCUUGCUGCAAAACAUGGAGACAUCACCCAUGAUGGAUGUUCCAUCAGUUUCUGAUCAUUCCCAGCAGGUUGUGGACAGUGGCUUUAGUGACCUGGGCAGCAUUGAAAGCACCACAGAAAACUAUGACAAUCCAAGUAGUUAUGACUCAACUAUGGGCGGUGGUGGAAAUGGAGGAGGAAACGGAAGUAAUGGAGGUGGCAUGUCUGCGGCAGUAGCAGUGGUGGCUGCUUCCUCAUCUUCGUCAUCUUCAUCCUCUAGUUCAGUCACACCAUCAUCUUCGCAAGGCAAUAGCUGCUCCUUUGUCUCAACUCCUGGAAUGGCUUCCUCCAGCACAGGGGUUGGCCCUCAAAUCGCCAUGGGAAGCUGUAGCCUUAUUCAACAAGCAGGUCCUGGGCCUACCAACGGACCUGGAUCUAACAGUGGUAGUGGCGUCCCACAGCCUCCACCACCACCGCCUCCCCCUUCUACCAACACUCCAAGUUGUAAUAUAAAGUCUCCACAAGGAUGUGUCAUUGAAAGACCACCAAGUGCCAGCCAGCAACAGCAGAAGAAGGUAUCACAGCCUCCUCAACAACAGCAAAACUCCCAACCGCAGCCUCCACCCUCUGCUCCACCACCCCCUCCACCUCAGCAGCAAGCACUCUCACAGUGCAGCAUGGGCAAUGGCUUCGGUUCCACACCCAUGAUCAUGGAAAUCCCUGAAAGUGCUGGCAGUGGAGGAGGUGGGCGGACUUUAUAUGACCGCAUGGGCCAGGACUUUGGUCCUGGAGCCUAUGGCCAGCCCUCUGCCACUUUUAGCUUAGCCAAACUCCAGCAACUUACCAACACCAUCAUGGACCCCCACUCCAUGUCUUAUUCGCAUUCUGCAGCAGUCACGUCAUACGCUACAAGUGUUUCUCUGUCCAAUGCAGGGUUGGCACAACUUGCAUCCUCUCCACACCCAUCCUUGUCUCAGGCUCAGCCCACUAUGACCCCAUCUCCAAAUUUGAGUUCUGGCUCCAUGAACCUUGGCUCUCCCUUGAUUCAGUGCAACAUGACAGGGCCUAACAUUGGACUUCCUCCCCCACCCCAUACACAGCGAUUGCAGGGCCAAAUGGCCACCGUAAAAGGCCACAUUUCGAUUCGGUCCAAAGCCUCUCAAAUUCCUGCUGGCUCCCCUCACCAGCAGCAAUUGUACAGUCGCAGCUCUGGUGCCGUGACCAUGCAAGGUUCCCCACGCACUCUAGCAGUGCAGCGUGGGAUGAUGCCCAACCUCAUGCCCACACCCGCUGCUUACAACUCUAUGAACAUGAAUCCACUAAAUGCUGCCAUGUCAGCUGGUUAUCGCAUGCCGCAGCCUAUGAUGAACAGUGGGUACCACAGUAACACACCCUAUAUGAACCAGCCAGCCCAGUAUCCCAUGCAGAUGCAAAUGGGCAUGAUGGGAGGGCAGGCCUACCCACAGCAGCCUAUGCAGCCCAAUCACCAUGGUAACAUGAUGUACACGGGCCCCUCACAUCACAGCUACGCUGGCGUCCCCAAACAGUCGCCUUACAUGAGCAGAUGAGCACUAGAGAACAAGUAGAUGGAGAGAAAGUUGAGAGAUGUUUUCAGUGAACUGCAUCUCUACUUUAUUAAUUUGUAUCCACCCUGCAAAGUCAGUGCCUAAAGGCAAAAAGGCAAGUGAGCUUGGUGGAGGACAAGGACAUAGAGACUGCGACAAUUUAUUUUCCUUUCUAAAAAUGUUGUCGUCAAGCUCUGUUCCUUUAGGUUCAUUUCCCAAUUACCUGAGCUGGGAAAUGAAACAUGAUCUGGGAUGAUCAUGGGAGAUGACCUAAUGGACCUUUAUUGAGGCAAGUGUCGUACUCUCACAGAUUGCCCCUAUCUGCCAUUGGUGUACCAACAGGGUUGGCUCCUCCAAAGGGUCCGUCACUCUGUCUAUGAGACAGAGGGAGCGAAGCAUUAAAGCAGCUAUAGGGGAAGUGGACCUUCCAAACUGAGAAACAAAUACAUUCAAGCUGUUAAUGAACAUACAUUGAAUCAUGCACACAAUCAUUCAAUUGAUAUAGGAAGCCUUACCUAAAAAGAGACAAAAUAAUUGUAGAUGGACUUUAUUUUUUCUUUUUUUAUUAUAUUAUUGUUAUUUACUUUAUUUUGAAUAUGUUCUCUAAUUUUUCAAUGACUGUUGAAAUGCUUGUGUUUGAGUCUGACCUUCUCGUGCUUUGUGCGUGGCUGAUUCAUACUCGCUCGCUCAUACACUCACCCUGCACAUAAAUACAUUUGCUCAGAUACACCGCUCUAAAGCCACUUGACGUGCUUACGUGGAGGCACUUGAAAUGGGGUUCUAGUCUGGACACACAAGGUAUCUUCCCAGUAUGGGUAUCGGUGUCUUCCCAGUAUGGAAUCCUGCAUAUCUAAACUUUACAGUGGAAAGAAUCCAAAACAGAGGUAAAAGACUGCGUCAUUUGGAGUUGUAUAUGUCUAAUAGUAAUGACCAAUUAUCAUUCUCCGUACAGUAGACUGGACCGAGAAGAAUUUUUUUGAAUCUAGUUAAUGUAAAUAUUCUGGUACUACCUGGUUCACAGCGCAGUCUGUGCUUUCACAAGCACUCCACAGAUGUCACUACAAGGCGCAGCAGUCUCAUAGAUUGCAGGUUUUUAACUUCAUUCUACAUAGUGCAACAUACACACAUAAUGUGGAGGAUAAAAAGGGUGUAACCACACAGGAACGUCUACAAAGCAGUCCGCUAUGGCUGUUAGCAUUGUAACUGUGCAUAUAAAUGAGGUUUAUGAUUCCUUCUAAAGUAGGCCUUACUGUGGCACCAGUAAGUAGUGCUCGUCGAACUCCAGCUAAUCAUGCGGGUGUGAUAUUAGCUGUUAGCAACGAGGAGAAGUUGUAUAAAUAAAAAGUAGAUCUGUGUCUGCAUUGCACACAUGGACCAACACACUCAUACCCGGGAUAAAGGUUAAAGUGCAUGAAGUUCUGAAAUGGUUACUGUUUUAGGACAAUGGACAGCGAAUUUCUUAAUGAUCCAGUAUUCCUAGUCAAUGAGAAAUCGUUCUCAAAGACCUGACGUUAUAUUAUUUGUGUGCUUUUGUUUUUCUGAAUUUUAUCAGACUGGGCAGCUUUCUUUUAUGACACAAGCUGACUCUUUUUGACUUUAGAAGACUUAUUGUAGAGAAAAUGUUUUUUCUAAAAUAUAAAAAAGAAAAAUUCUGACAUGGAUAUUGGUACUGUCAUUUUUUUCACUUCUGUUUCAGGAAAAAAAAAACAAUGCGUAUUUUUUAGCUCGACUCUUGGGGUAAUAUUAUUAAGAAAUUCAAAACUAAAAAAAUUACAACUUUUAGUGAAUUUAAGAUGCCUUUAACCUUUCCAUUCCAUCUCAUCUCUAGAGUUUUCUAUCUUUGUGUAGUAUAUUAAUGCUAUUUUAAAACUAAAGGAAAAUCAGAUAUCUAAAGGUCACUUAGCGUUAUUUUCUUUUGUUUUUCUUGGUUAUUGUGUGUAUAGGACAACUUCCUUACAUCUACGAGGCAUGUAAAAAUGAGCUCAGUAUAUUUCUGUCUGUUUAUAUUGCUUACCUUUUUGUAUUCUUUGUAAUUGUACAUGGUGAGUUGUAAGCUAAGAGAGAGCUUGGUAGCCGGAGAAAGAGAGAGACCCAAGCUUGGGCGCUCGGUGAUGGUCGUAAGCGUCCACCUUCCACUCCUCUCUGUUUUGUCCCUGUAUGUAUUUCCAUUUAUUUGUUUCUUUUUUUCUUAGCAAGUACUUUCAAAGAACUGUACAUUAUAACAUGAAACAAAAUAAAUUAUGUUGAGCCAU